UCCCGCCCGCGCUUCCUCCAAGAUGGCGAGCGGCGGCAGUGGGGGGGUUUCGGUGCCUGCGCUCUGGAGCGAAGUGAACCGUUAUGGCCAGAACGGUGACUUCACGCGCGCUCUCAAGACCGUCAACAAGAUUCUGCAGAUCAACAAAGAUGAUGUAACUGCCCUACACUGUAAAGUGGUAUGCCUUAUCCAGAAUGGAAGUUUCAAGGAAGCCUUGAAUGUCAUCAAUACUCAUACGAAAGUGUUAGCCAAUAACUCUCUUUCUUUUGAGAAGGCAUAUUGUGAGUAUAGGCUGAACAGAAUUGAGAAUGCCUUGAAGACAAUAGAAAGUGCCAGCCAGCAAACAGACAAACUAAAGGAACUUUACGGACAAGUGUUAUACCGGUUAGAGCGCUAUGAUGAAUGCUUAGCUGUGUAUAGAGAUCUUGUUCGAAACUCCCAAGAUGAUUAUGAUGAAGAGAGAAAAACAAACCUUUCAGCAGUUGUUGCAGCUCAAAGCAAUUGGGAAAAAGUGGUUCCGGAGAACUUGGGCCUCCAAGAAGGCACACAUGAAUUGUGCUACAAUGCUGCGUGUGCACUGAUAGGACAAGGCCAGCUGAGUCAGGCAAUGAAAAUCCUACAAAAAGCUGAAGAUCUUUGCCGCUGUUCAUUAUCAGAAGAUUCUGAUGGGACUGAGGAAGACCCACAGGCAGAACUGGCCAUCAUUCAUGGGCAGAUGGCCUAUAUUCUGCAGCUUCAGGGUCGUACAGAGGAGGCUUUGCAACUUUACAAUCAGAUAAUAAAACUAAAGCCGACAGACGUGGGGUUGCUAGCUGUGAUUGCAAAUAACAUCAUUACCAUUAACAAGGACCAAAAUGUCUUUGACUCCAAGAAGAAGGUGAAAUUAACCAAUGCAGAAGGAGUAGAGUUUAAGCUUUCCAAGAAACAGCUGCAAGCUAUAGAAUUUAACAAAGCUUUACUUGCUAUGUACACAAACCAGGCAGAACAGUGCCGAAAAAUAUCUGCCAGUUUACAGUCCCAGAGUCCUGAGCAUCUCCUGCCUGUGUUAAUCCAAGCUGCGCAGCUCUGUCGUGAAAAACAGCACACAAAAGCGAUAGAGUUGCUUCAGGAAUUUUCAGAUCAGCAUCCAGAAAAUGCAGCUGAAAUUAAGCUGACCAUGGCACAGCUGAAAAUUUCCCAAGGUAAUAUUUCCAAAGCAUGUCUGAUCUUGAGAAGCAUAGAGGAGUUGAAGCAUAAACCAGGCAUGGUAUCUGCAUUAGUGACCAUGUACAGCCAUGAGGAAGAUAUUGAUAGUGCCAUUGAGGUCUUCACACAAGCUAUUCAAUGGUAUCAAAGCCAUCAGCCCAAAUCUUCUGCUCAUUUGUCCUUGAUAAGAGAAGCUGCAAACUUCAAACUCAAAUAUGGGCGGAAGAAGGAGGCAAUUAGUGACCUAGAACAGCUAUGGAAACAAAAUCCAAAAGAUAUUCAUACCCUGGCGCAGCUUAUUUCUGCUUACUCACUUGUAGACCCUGAGAAAGCAAAAGCUCUUAGUAAACACUUGCCCUCGUCAGAUAGCAUGUCUCUAAAAGUAGAUGUCGAGGCUCUUGAAAAUUCUCCUGGUGCUACAUACAUUCGGAAGAAGGGUGGUAAAGUUGCUGGAGAUAGUCAACCAAAGGAGCAAGGACAGGGAGAUUUGAAAAAGAAGAAGAAAAAAAAGAAGGGAAAACUGCCUAAGAAUUAUGACCCAAAAGUGACCCCAGAUCCAGAAAGGUGGCUACCAAUGCGUGAACGAUCUUACUAUCGGGGAAGAAAGAAGGGUAAGAAGAAGGACCAGAUUGGAAAGGGGACCCAGGGAGCAACUGCAGGAGCCUCAUCUGAACUGGAUGCCAGUAAAACUGUGAGCAGCCCACCUACCUCCCCAAGACCUGGCAGUGCAGCAACAGCAUCUACAUCUACAAGUAAUAUCAUACCCCCAAGACACCAGAAACCCGCAGGGGCUCCAGCAACAAAAAAGAAACAGCAACAGAAAAAAAAGAAAGGUGGAAAAGGUGGUUGGUGAUUAGAAUAUUCUUGUUGUAGGCUAUUUUUAAACUAGUCUUAGUGACACUAGAACAUAAUAAAGGUGACACAGCGAGAAGCACAGAGCUGCUCCCUCUCCCAUCCCCACAUUUUCAUAAAAUUAUUUUUUUGUGCAUCAAAAAGGAAAACAUCUUCCUCAAACUCUGCCUAGUCAGACUUAUCCUACUUGUACCACUUAGCUUUGCACAGAUGGUGACUCACAAUAAUUGGGCAUUUACCUAUCUUG
Molossus molossus (Pallas's mastiff bat) is the source of this 2284-nucleotide messenger RNA. RefSeq names its product signal recognition particle 72 (gene SRP72). Gene Ontology annotation, cellular component: signal recognition particle, endoplasmic reticulum targeting. Gene Ontology annotation, biological process: SRP-dependent cotranslational protein targeting to membrane. Gene Ontology annotation, molecular function: 7S RNA binding; protein binding; ribosome binding. The coding region runs from base 23 to 2038 and encodes 671 amino acids. The transcript has 19 exons. The record is from RefSeq and is a predicted model, not a curated record. NCBI's taxonomy places the organism in Eukaryota, Metazoa, Chordata, Mammalia, Chiroptera, Molossidae.